Messenger RNA from Gasterosteus aculeatus aculeatus (three-spined stickleback), 3531 nucleotides. RefSeq names its product hyccin PI4KA lipid kinase complex subunit 1 (gene hycc1). Lineage: Eukaryota; Metazoa; Chordata; Actinopteri; Perciformes; Gasterosteidae. The record is from RefSeq and is a predicted model, not a curated record. Gene Ontology annotation, cellular component: plasma membrane. Gene Ontology annotation, biological process: protein localization to plasma membrane; phosphatidylinositol phosphate biosynthetic process.
GCCUGUCACUCUGCGGUUCCGCGUCUAAGGUUGUAUGAGUAGAGAAAGUAAUGAAGAUGGAAGGAGCUGAUGCUGAUGAAUUAUUGAGGAGAUUCAUGGAGUAGCGGAGUGAUAGCAGUGUACUCGUCUCGCCGGAACGAUAAGAGGACAUCGAUACCACGGAAUUGACCGAUAGCAUGCCCGUUUACCAAAGCGUAGGCCAUGUGAAAUAGGAAAUGAGGUAAUCAGCGAGGAGUGGUGUGUUUGGGUGUCCCCUUGAUUCAUUCUCGCUUGGACUCGCUUCAGUUCUCCACCAGCCUCCACAGAAAGGACAGUCAAGCACACUCUCGAUAAGGAUUAAGAAUCCAAACCUAAAGGAUACCUGCUUGUGCUGUAAGAAGUCUCUAUAAGGAGGAGUUGGAUGUAGAGGUAACCCCACUGCAGAUGAGGGAACAUGUUGGCUAUGGACGAAGGAGUGGUGGAGGAUUGGCUGUCAGAAUUUAAGACCCUCCCUGACAGUGCGGUUUCCUCCUAUGCUGCCACACUAAAAGACAAAGGUGCCCUGGUCCCUGCACUCUACAAGGUCAUCCGAGAGAACUACAGCGAUUUGCUGGAGCCAGUGUGUCACCAGUUGUUUGAGUUCUACCGGAGCGGUGAGCCGCAGCUGCAGCGCUUCUCGCUCCAGUUCCUGCCAGAGCUCCUGUGGAGCCUCCUGUCCGUCAGCGCAGCCAGAGACCCUCACACGUCGGGCUGCAUCGAGGCGCUGCUGCUGGGCAUUUACAACCUGGAAAUAGUUGAUAAAGAUGGACAAAGUAAAGUAUUAUCUUUUACCGUCCCUUCCCUCUCCAAACCAUCAGUGUACCAUGAGCCCUCAGCCAUCGGCUCCAUUGCCCUCACAGAAGGGGCACUAGCCAACCACGGGCUGAGCAGGGUGGUGUACAGCGGGCCGCACCUCCAGAGGGAGACCUUUACGGCACAGAACCGAUUUGACGUGCUGACCUUCCUGCUGCUGUGCUACAACGCUGCUCUCAGCUACAUGACCUCCACCUCCCUCCAGUCCCUCUGCCAGCUCAGCUCCAGGGUGUGUAUAUGCGGCUACCCGCGGCAACAGAUCCGGCGCUACAAAGGCAUAAGCACGCGGCUGACGGUCACGUCAGAGUUCCUGGUUCAGCUCAUCACGGGGAUACACUACGCCCUGUGUAACGGGGAGGUUGAACUGGGAUCCAAAGCAUUGGAUGACGUUCUCUAUCGGGCCCAGCUGGAAUUGUUCCCUGAAGCUUUAUUGGUUGGCAAUGCCAUCAAGUCAUCGCUGCACGGCGCCGCGCUGAAGAGCAACAACAAGGAGGGUGCGCGGAGUAUCCAGGUGGAGAUCACACCCACCUCCUCCAGGAUCUCCCGGAACGCUGUCACCUCCCUCUCUAUCAGGGGACACCGCUGGAAGAGACACGACGCGGUGGAUCUGGGUUCCCCGGAUGAGCUGAUGGAUAUCUCGGAGUUGGAUGAGGGGGUGUGGCCCGGCAGGGUGGGGCCGGACAUUACCCCACCCACCAUCACAAUUAGCAACAGUGUCACCACGUUGAACCUGGGGGCCAAGGCCAUGAAGAAGUGUCGGCUCGGCGGGCGCACCAGCAAGGACAAGGAAGCGGGCCCUCUGACAAUAAGCCGGGCCGCCAGCGAGUGCGCAGAGCUGUCCGUCAAGCGGCUGACGCUCACCUCCAGCCAAUCGGUGCCCAAGGCCGGAGCUCUCACCAGCCUGACGCGCACCGCCAGCGCCGUCUUCUCGCGUUCCUUCGAGCAGGUGGUUAGCAACAACGCCCCUCCCACCAGCAACCACGUCGCCUCCGAAGUUGCCCGCUAUUCAUGCAGCCUGCAGGAGGAUGGACUGGGCUACUUGAGCCCGGCGCCGAACCACACGCAGCGCUCUCCGACCAUCACCGUGCGCCUUGGCGCUGACCUUUGAACCCUUUUUGCGACGACCCCGAACCCUCUCCUCUCAGACCCUGUACCUGUGACCCGGAACUCCAAGCCAUGCCAACUGCAGCAGGACAAAAACACCUACAGACACACACAACUCUCGCCGCUAACUUUUUAACAUGUGAUUGUGCUGUAAAGCCGCACUGCUCCCCCCCCCCCAGCAGAGGCUCCUCCGGGCCCGAUGGAGGCGGAAUGACGCUUCCGGCUCCACUGCCAGUUGUGCACCGCUCGUCGUGCCAGAAAAUAAAAAUUGCAGAGCUGCCUGUCUGUAAAGGGGGGCACUUGAAACGUAUUACUAGAAAAAGAAAAAAAAAAGAGAGAGAGCGACCGUGUGGGAAAGUAUCUUAAUUGGCAUUUGUUUGCCCUGCAUGGCUUUCCAUACAUCCAUCCUGACCGUGGCCAGGUUUCUCACAGGGCAGAUGUUGAGCGUGUGUAAGCAUGCUCGAGUCUAUGUACAAUUAUUUAUUUUUUUUUAGAAUAAAGGCUGCUAAUUGAUACAAUGAACAAGGUAUGAUUCUCCAAGUUGAAGCAACGUUCAACUAAUUUAGAAAAAAAAACAUUGAUCUUUUCCCAUAGCAAUACAAAUCUCCCCUAUUCAGUGUUUUUUGUCAACAGUUACAGUUGAGCUUUUUUUAAUUUUUUUUUAUAUGUAUAUAAAGAGAAUCUGCAUUCUUCCUCAAACCAUCAGGAAAAAAAUGACCACUCCAUAAUAAACUAGUAUGCUCAGAAUACCUUUUUGUUUACAAUCGCACGGUAUUGUCAUUGUGAUGGAAAAGCAAUAUUUGUCCUUUCCUCUCGCUCUUUCAGUACCUUCCUGAAUUUCAAUUUCAAAAAUAUAACUCCAACUUCGACGAAUAUGAUUUUUGGGGGGAAUGAUGGGUGUGAUUUGAUUUAAGCUUUGCAUUUUGCACUUGAAAGAGCAAAAAAAGUUGUUCCAACGUUGGUAUUUUCUUAUGAUGAACAAGAGAGGUCAGACUCUCAACUGUGGUAUUUUCCUGUGAGACAUGUGAUUUGUUGUCCCUACACGAAGCCACCUACUUCUGCAGAAUUGAAAGAAUCUGAUGCCCCUGAUUUAAAGAUGAAAAAAAGUGAACCACAACUAUAACCAAAUCUAUUCCUGUGGGACAUUGUUUGGGUGCAAUGAGGCGUCUGUUCUUUGUUUCUGUGAUCCAUCCACCACUCCAGCUGUUUGUAGUACUUUGGUGAUGUGUUUCCCGUGUCCCUCAUUCUUGUUCGCAUCUUUAUCAUCACGUCACAAGACGCGGUGAGAUUCUCUUGUACCAAAAAUGGAAUUAAACUCCACCCAUCUGCUACGUUUGGUUUCCUAAAUCAAGCUACCCCCACCCUCAAGCAAAACGUACUCGGUUGUCAGUGUGCUCCAGCUGUCGAAGACCCAUAGCUUGGUGGGACGAUAACAAUCAUCAUGUUUCUGUAUGUGAGUUUACAGAAUGUGUUAAUUGGAAGCUCUUGUUGUACAUCAAACUGUUGUACUUAAGUUGAUUUAUAUUGGCCUUUCUAUGUCUGAAGAUAACUCAUUGCUACAACAUCUCGAAAUAAAGUGUUUCUAUAUUUCACAAA